AGGAGGCGGUAGCUGUGCUGCGGCCGUGCUAUGGCAGAGAAGGGCGAUGGGGAGCGAGCUCUGCUGGCGGCGGAGCCGGAGCUCCCGGAGCUCCCGGAGCUCUCCGAGCCCGAGGCCGGGGCGCAGUCGGAGGCCGAGGCCGAGUCCGUGGCUGUGGCUGAGUCCGUGUCCACAUCGCGAGCAGAGACCUCCCCGCUGUCCGCGCUCUGCGACCCGGCCCACCUGGCGCACCGGCUGCUGGCGCUGGCCCUCAUGUGCUUGCUGGGCUUCGGCAGCUAUUUCUGCUACGACAACCCUGCUGCUCUCCAGACCCAGAUUCAAGAGGAUAUGCAGGUACACACGGUGACCUUCAUGCUUCUGUACUCCUGGUAUUCUUGGCCCAACGUGAUUCUUUGUUUCUUUGGCGGCUUUUUGAUAGAUCGAGUGUUUGGAAUCCGGUGGGGUUCCGUUAUAUUUAGCUUCAUUGUUUGUAUUGGACAGGUCAUUUUUGCCAUGGGUGCACUAAUUAAUGCUUUUUGGCUGAUGCAGUUGGGCAGAUUUGUAUUUGGGAUUGGUGGGGAGUCCUUAGCAGUUGCACAAAAUACCUAUGCUGUGAGUUGGUUUAAGGGCAAAGAAUUAAACCUGGUGUUUGGACUCCAGCUUAGCAUGGCUAGAAUUGGGAGUACAGUAAACCUGAAUGUUAUGGGAUGGCUGUAUUCCAAGAUAGGUUUAUUUGGUUUACCUGGUCACACAACGCUUGGCAUCACGCUUAUGAUUGGGGGUGUAACAUGUGUCCUUUCACUAAUCUGUGCAUUGAUUCUUGGCUACAUGGACUGGAGGGCAGAACAAAUCCUUCAUAAAGAACAGGGGAAAAUUGGUGAAGUUAUCAAAUUGACAGACGUGAAGGACUUCUCGCUGUCCCUGUGGCUCAUCUUUGUGAUUUGUGCGUGUUACUAUGUGGCCAUAUUUCCUUUUAUCGGACUUGGCAAGGUCUUCUUUAUGGGGAAAUUUAAAUUAUCCGAACAACAAGCAAGUGCAGUCAACAGUAUUGUGUAUGUCAUCUCGGCUCCUCUGUCUCCCAUCUUUGGGCUGAUGGUGGACAAGACAGGCCGGAACAUCUUCUGGGUUCUGUGCGCAGUCGUGGCCACCAUGGCUUCCCACAUGAUCAUGGUGUUUACCUUCUGGAAUCCGUGGAUUGCCAUGUGUCUCCUUGGAAUCUCCUAUUCCCUUCUUGCCUGUGCAUUGUGGCCAAUGGUGGCCUUUGUUGUUCCUGAACAUCAGCUGGGGACUGCAUAUGGCUUCAUGCAGUCUAUCCAGAAUCUUGGGCUGGCUGUAAUGUCCAUUGUUGCUGGUGAAAUAUUGGAUAUUUGGGGGUAUUUCUUUUUGGAAAUAUUCUUCAUUGCCUGUGUUUCUGUCUCAUUUUUAGCAGUGGUUUUGCUGUACUUGGUGGAUUGUACUCGAGGAGGCAGCCUUAAUUAUACUUCCAGACAAAGGCUGGAGCUGUCCAUGGUGACUCAUGCCAAAUGAAUUUGAAGAGCAGUCAUCACCAGAGAGGCAGCUGCAUCCUGUGCUUGGGAGAGCCAGACACUGGGGAAGCAGUUACAGUCUGGAAAGGGGAAAGGGGCCCUUUGGGAAUCACUUCUGUCAUGUGCUGAACAGCUUCUUUCUAAAGUUCUUUCCUCCAAGUAUAUUUCUGUAAGAUGAUACGUUAUCUUAGAUCAUGUCUUUUGUGUGGUUUGCUGCAAAAGGAUUACCCUUAAUUGCUUGCAAAUGAUUUAUUAGUGUCCAGGUCCAGCAGAAUGCUCUGGAAAGCCUUGCUCCACUUUGCCAGGGGCAGUAAAUAAAAGGGGACAAGAUGGGCUCUGUUGAGGGACUUCUCACUAGGUCAUCUCAUUUUCAUAUUUUCUGAAUCUGGAAAUUGGAGUUGGUUACCUUUUUUUUUUUUAACCAAAACCAAACAAUUCAACAAGCCCCAAUCAACCAAAAGAACCCUAAAGUUUUAUAUCGAAUAAAAUGGAGUAUGAGUUGAAGUGUA
Messenger RNA from Trichosurus vulpecula (common brushtail), 2014 nucleotides. RefSeq names its product major facilitator superfamily domain containing 1 (gene MFSD1). The record is from RefSeq and is a predicted model, not a curated record. Gene Ontology annotation, molecular function: transmembrane transporter activity. Gene Ontology annotation, biological process: transmembrane transport. The coding region runs from base 31 to 1506 and encodes 491 amino acids. The transcript is spliced from 16 exons. NCBI's taxonomy places the organism in Eukaryota, Metazoa, Chordata, Mammalia, Diprotodontia, Phalangeridae. Gene Ontology annotation, cellular component: lysosome.